Messenger RNA from Ceraceosorus guamensis, 2593 nucleotides. RefSeq names its product spermidine synthase-saccharopine dehydrogenase. Gene Ontology annotation, cellular component: cytoplasm. The transcript has 5 exons. Lineage: Eukaryota; Fungi; Basidiomycota; Exobasidiomycetes; Ceraceosorales; Ceraceosoraceae. Gene Ontology annotation, molecular function: saccharopine dehydrogenase activity. The coding region runs from base 207 to 2525 and encodes 772 amino acids. The record is from RefSeq and is a predicted model, not a curated record.
CAACCUUUCUUCUCGAGACGGUUCUAUACAGCGCAGCACUCGUGAUUCGAACCCAAGGUUGCUUCGAGUCAUACGUACGUGAUGUACCUGAGGCCGAAUAACGAGCUCACAAGGGUAUGAGAUUUGGCUGGAGACUCAACCUCCACCACCAUCCCCUUUCUCGCGUCGCUCUCAGAAGUUCUCAGUCACGAAUACUGGUAGCAAAGAUGGCGACCCUGACUCACCCACAAAUCCGCGAUGGCUGGUUCCACGAGGCCAACCCACAAUGGCCUGGCCAAGCAAUGAGCUUGCAGGUGCAGCGCAUUCUCCACACAGAACAGUCCAAGUUUCAAGAUGUACUCGUCUUUCAGUCCACCACUUACGGAAACGUCCUCGUCCUUGAUGGUGUCAUUCAAUGCACCGAGCGUGACGAAUUCUCCUACCAGGAGAUGAUCGCCCACCUUCCUCUUGCAUCUCACCCUGAUCCGAAGCGCGUUCUGGUCAUUGGUGGUGGAGACGGAGGGGUGUUGCGCGAGGUCGUCAAGCAUCCUAGUGUUCAAGAGGCGGUCCUGUGCGACAUCGAUGAGGCAGUGCCCCGCGUGUCAAAGACCUACCUGCCCCACAUGGCUGCCAGCUUGACCCACCCCAAGGUCAAGGUUCACAUCGGAGACGGCUUCGCUUUCCUGCAAGAGAAGGAGAACCUCGCAUCCUUCGACGUGAUUAUCACCGACUCUUCUGAUCCAGUCGGACCCGCGGCUUCGCUUUUCCAGCCCCCAUUCUUCAAGCUGCUCAAGGGAGCUCUCAAGCCUGGAGGUCACAUCUCGACCCAAGCUGAAUGCCUUUGGCUGCACUUGCCUCUCAUCCGCGAGCUGCGCACCAGUACCAAGGAGCUCUUCCCCGUCGCAGAGUACGCAUACACCACCAUUCCGACCUAUCCUGCCGGCCAGAUCGGCUUUGUGGUCUGCUCUCUCGAGGCUGGACGCGAUGUCAGGACGCCUUUGAGGAAGGUAGAGGGCUGCAACUACUAUAACGAGAAGGUCCACAGCGCUGCUUUUGUUACGCCAGAGUUCGCCAGACGCGUCAUUGAGGACGGCGCACAGGCACCGCCUCCCGUCGCUGCCACUGGUGACGGCCAGGGCGUCGCGAAGCGUGCAGCCAAGAAGAUCCUGUUGCUGGGUUCGGGCUACGUUGCUCGGCCAUUCGCGGAAUACGUUCUGCGAUACCCAGAGUACUCGCUCACGGUUGCCUCGUCUCGUCUUGAGAACGCGCAGCGCCUCGCAGAGGGUCUGGCAAGGACCAAUGCGGUAUCGGUCGAUGUCAACAACGAGGCUGCCCUGGGCGAAGCGAUUGCGCAACACGAUGUUGUCAUUUCUCUGAUCCCUUACACGUACCACGCAGCAGUCAUCAAGGCGGCUUGCCAGCACAAAACAGACGUCGUCACUACCAGCUACGUCUCAGAUGCCAUCAAGGAGCUCGCUCCUGAGAUCGAGAAGGCCGGCAUUACUGUCAUGAACGAGAUUGGUCUCGACCCAGGAAUCGACCAUCUGUACGCGGUGAAGGCCAUCGAUGACGUGCACAAGGAGGGCGGAAAGGUUACAUCUUUCCUCUCUUACUGUGGAGGCCUUCCUGCACCCGAGGCAGCAGACAACCCUCUUGGUUACAAAUUUUCUUGGUCAUCUCGUGGAGUCUUGCUGGCGCUUCGCAACACUGCACACUGGUACGAGGGCGGAGAGGCGAAGACCGUGUCUGGUGUCGACCUCAUGGCAUCCGCUCAGCCUUACUACAUCAGCCCAGCAUUUGCUUUUGUCGCGUACCCAAACAGAGAUUCGAAGCCUUUCCGCGAGGCCUAUAACAUUCCAGAAGCAAAGACAGUGAUCCGCGGUACCCUGAGAUACCAAGGCUUCCCUGAGUUUGUGCUCGCUCUUGUCAAGCUCGGCUUCUUGGACGACUCCGACGACGCCUCUUCAUGGCUGAAGCCAGAUGCCAAGCUGUCUUGGGCUGACGUCACGCAGCGCAUGACUGGAGCAUCAGACAGCAAGCCGGAGACACUGCUCAAGGCCAUCGACCAGAAGAUCGGCUCGUGGAAGAGCGACGCGGAUAGGACUAGGGUCAUCAGUGGAUUCAGGUGGCUGGGCUUGUUCGACGCCGCUGCUUCCGCCACUGUGCGAGGUACCGCACCUCAGAACAAAGCAGGCUACGGGAACCUUUUGGACACGCUCUGCGCUACUUUGGAAGUCAAGUGUGCUUACGAAAAGGGCGAGCGCGACAUGGUCAUGCUGCAGCACCGAUUCGAAAUCGAGACUGCUUCUGGCGAAGCAAAGACGCUCACCAGCACCUUGCUCGACUAUGGACACCCUGCUGGACACACCAGCAUGGCAAGGCUGGUCGGUGUUCCGUGCGCAAUCGCCACAAGGCUCCUGCUGGAGGGCAAUCCAGGCGUGCAGAAGAAAGGCAAGAUCGUCGCUCCCUACACGGUCGACACUUGCGACCCUAUCCGUCUGGAGCUGGCCAAGGAGGGCAUCGUCAUGGAGGAAAGAUACGUCUGAGAUGACCCAGAAGGCAAGGAUGUUGAUGUAGUUGCAAUAACGAUUAAUAACAUGAUCGAUAGAGAAGC